AUGCGGGGCCAGGUCGUGCUCUACCUCGGUAUGGGCAGGGGCGAGUGGGUGUAGAAAGGCUCAAGUAGCCCUCGAGUCAAGCUUGUCUUCUCGUGUGCUCAGAAGGGGGCCAAAAGUCGAAGCGCUUCCGAUGUUUCUGCCGAAUUGCGCAGCGGAGGGCGAGCGCGAGCGGCACGCCCCCAAGCUGGCUGACGAUUUCGUUGCGAUGCUCAAAAGCCCCUUGCGCCACCUCGUCGAGCGUGUCCGUGGCGCUCUCGUCCAUGUCGGAGUUGCAGUCGAUGCAUUCUAUGCAUGAGGCGAGAAAGCACCUCGUCCUCUUUCUCCUCACUAGCUGCUGCUGAGCGACGUGGAGGUGCCCGGUGCAGAUGUAAGGGUGGACAGUGAAGAGCUUCGCGUCCAUCCAAGUCGAAGGAAGGCAUCUGAAAAGAGAGGCAGGCACAGUGGCAAUGCACCGGCGGGCCUUUGCGCCCACGUCUCGUACCCCGCGCUCCCUCCCAUCCCAGCUCGAAAUCAGCUUCGCCGGAAAGCUGGUCUUCCAAUGCUUCAGCAGCAAAAUCGGGUGGAUUCCAACAUGGCGAUGCAAAUCUCCCAGGCGGUCCUCCUGCCAAAGCGCAAAAGGGCAAAGGCGGCGCACCUAAACCGCGUGGGCCUGGCCUGUCGGAUGGCGCACCAGGCUGGCGCCAUGGGUGA
This is a messenger RNA of Ceraceosorus bombacis, 690 nucleotides long. Lineage: Eukaryota; Fungi; Basidiomycota; Exobasidiomycetes; Ceraceosorales; Ceraceosoraceae. The record is from the annotation of a GenBank genome assembly.